This is a messenger RNA of Apis cerana (Asiatic honeybee), 753 nucleotides long. RefSeq lists its product as uncharacterized. Gene Ontology annotation, molecular function: protein binding. Lineage: Eukaryota; Metazoa; Arthropoda; Insecta; Hymenoptera; Apidae. The record is from RefSeq and is a predicted model, not a curated record.
UAUUAUUGUCUUGAAAUAAUUUUUUUUUAAUACACAAACACUUCAAGUUAAUUAUCCAAUUAUCCAUGAAACUAUUAUAGCCAAUAUAACAAAAUUAUAAAUACUUUUACUUAUUAUCAUAUAUUAUUCAAGAAUCUAUUACUUCUUACGUGUAAAUCUUUAUGUAAACUGAAUACUACGUGAUUGGUUGACUCAAUGAACCAAGGCCCAAUGAAACGAGGCCCCGCCCCUUUUGUCUCGGUGAAAAGGGUAUAUAAAGAUCCAAAUUUUUGGAAAAAUUAUCAAUCCUGAAUUUGCAUCCACGAGAGCAACAUGGAAUUUUUCAAGAGCUUCCUACGAACUAUUGGCAUAUUGGAGCCUACUAAAGUGGAUUUCAUUUCUGAAUUGCCUCUGGAAUUAUCGCAGAUAAUUCUUCGCAAUUUGGAUGAGGAGUCUUUGCUGUGCGUUGCUCGAGUAUCGCGAAAAUGGUUGCAAAUCUGCAAAUUCGAUAAAAUUUUAAAACAAACUGCAAGGCUCCAUAAACGACAAAUCAGAAGGAAAAUGAGGGAACAAAUUUUGGGACGAGAUUCACCGUCAAGGAUUGAAUCGUUAAGAAGAAUACAAGAAUUGAGAAGAGAUAGAAAUAGAGUAGCAAGUAUAAGGUUAGAAACGGCGGUAGUCUUUGGUAAUAGAACUAGGAUCCCACCACUAAGAAAUAUAAAAGUAAGUAAUUGCUCAACUAGAAAAUCUCGUAAUAAAUGUAUUAGAAUAUGA